GUCUGGUACAUGGACGGUUACUACAAAGGUCGCCGCGUCUUGGAAUUCCGCACCUUGAACGACUUCAUCACGGGUCAGAACUUCGUCCAACACCUCUUACCGCACCCCUGGGCCGGGACGGGCCACGUAGUUUUCAACGGUUCCCUCUACUACAACAAAUACCAGAGCAACAUCGCCGUCAAAUACCACUUCCGAUCCCGCAGCGUCCUGCUCCAGCGCAGCCUGCCCGGCGCCGGCUACAACAACACUUUCCCCUACUCUUGGGGUGGAUUUUCCGACCUGGAUUUCAUGGCGGACGAAAGCGGCCUUUGGGCCGUCUACACCACCAACCAAAACGCCGGCAACAUCGUGCUGAGCCGCCUGGACCCCCACACGCUGGAGAUCCUCCGCAGCUGGGACACGGGUUACCCCAAACGAAGCGCCGGCGAAGCCUUCAUCAUCUGCGGGACGCUCUACGUCACCAACUCCCACCUGGCCGGCGCCAAGAUUUAUUUCGCCUACGACACCGGCACCUCCAGUUACGAGUACACGGAUAUUCCCUUCCACAACCAGUAUUCCCACAUCUCCAUGCUGGACUACAACCCGCGGGAAAGGGUCCUCUACACCUGGAACAACGGCCACCAGGUCAUCUACAACGUCACCCUCUUCCACCUCAUCCAGACCUCGGGGGAGCUCUAA
This is a messenger RNA of Pterocles gutturalis (yellow-throated sandgrouse), 678 nucleotides long. RefSeq names its product noelin-2. Lineage: Eukaryota; Metazoa; Chordata; Aves; Pterocliformes; Pteroclidae. The record is from RefSeq and is a predicted model, not a curated record. The annotation marks the transcript as partial. The transcript has a single exon. Gene Ontology annotation, biological process: signal transduction.